CUUCAUGACAAACAUGGAGAUGUGUUCAUGGUACAUUUGGGACCGAGACCUGUGGUCAUGCUGUAUGGGACACAGACCAUAAGGGAGGCCCUGGUGGACCACGCUGAGGCUUUCUCUGACAGAGGAACAUUUGCUGUGCUUCAGCAAAUUAUGCAGGAAUAUGCUCCUCCCAACUUGCUGGAAAAAUACGACACUACAGAAAACUGGAAGACUUUUCGACGAUUCUUUCUGGCCACCAUGAGAGACAUCGGGAUGGGAAAGCAGAGCGUGGAGGAGCGGAUAAAGGAGGAGGCCCUAUGUUUAGUGGAGGAACUGAAGAAAUGCCAGGGAGCCCCUCUGGACCCCUCGUUCCAUUUCCAGUGCAUCACAGCCAACAUCAUCUGCUCCAUUGUCUUUGGAGAGCGAUUUGACUACACAGACCGCCAGUUCCUGCACCUGCUAGACCUGUUAUAUCAGACUUUUUCGCUCAUAAGCUCAUUCUCCAGCCAGGUGUUUGAGCUCUUCUCUGGCUUCCUGAAGUACUUUCCUGGUGCCCACAGACAAAUCUCCAAAAACCUGAAGGAAAUCCUUGUCUACAUUGGCCAUAGUGUGGAGCAGCACAGGGCCACCUUGGACCCCAGCGCUCCACGAGACUUCAUCGAUUCCUACCUUCUGCGCAUAGAGAAGGAGAAGUUGAACCACUACACGCAGUUCCAACACCAGAACCUCAUGAUAACUGCGCUGUCUCUCUUCCUUGCCGGCACUGAAUCCACAAGCAUCACUCUCUGCUAUGGCUUCUUGCUCAUGCUCAAGUACCCUCAUGUUGCAGAGAAAGUCCAAAAGGAGAUAGAUCAGGUGAUUGGUUCAUAUCGGAUCCCAACCCUUGAUGACCGCUCCAAAAUGCCAUACACUGAUGCAGUCAUCCACGAGAUUCAGAGAUUUGCUGAUCUUUCCCCAAUGGGCUUGCCAUGCAGAGUCACCAAAGACACCAUGUUCCGAGGGUACCUGCUCCCCAAGAACACCGAGGUGUAUCCCAUCCUGAGUUCAGCUCUCCAUGACCCACAGUACUUUGAACAACCACACACCUUCAAUCCCGAGCACUUCCUGGAUGCCAAUGGGGCACUGAAGAAAAGUGAAGCUUUCAUGCCCUUCUCCACAGGUGAGACAGACCUGUGAUUCUUUUCCCAGACA
Grammomys surdaster is the source of this 1170-nucleotide messenger RNA. Its product is annotated as cytochrome P450 2B3-like. Lineage: Eukaryota; Metazoa; Chordata; Mammalia; Rodentia; Muridae. Gene Ontology annotation, biological process: xenobiotic metabolic process. The record is from RefSeq and is a predicted model, not a curated record. The annotation marks the transcript as partial. The transcript is spliced from 7 exons. Gene Ontology annotation, cellular component: intracellular membrane-bounded organelle; cytoplasm. Gene Ontology annotation, molecular function: iron ion binding; oxidoreductase activity, acting on paired donors, with incorporation or reduction of molecular oxygen, reduced flavin or flavoprotein as one donor, and incorporation of one atom of oxygen; heme binding.